AUGCUCAUGCACUUUAUUCCCCGAAGAUCUUCGAAAGCAGUUCAAUUUAAUUGGCUGGAGAUUGGCGUUUGGAGAGGCGGUGUGUAUGUCAAGAAAGGCAUUGUCAACGCCCGGACAAAUAAUUCUAAUUUUUACAAGAUGCCGGUGGUGUUCGGCAUUGUAAAAGGUAUGGGUGCUUUGUGCGUCCACGCAUGGGGUAUGGGGUAUGGGGGCAUCAUCGAUUGUUCUCCGGUAACGGAACACGGCAAUAUUUCUGUUCUACAGCUUGAAUACAUGCCGUGGAUCUGUUUAUCAAAGAUAAUGUCAUGUAGCGUGGCAAGUCGACACAGCAACGUGUGGAUAAUGGAUGAGACGAUAGCGCCACUGGUUGGUUGUUUGUAA
Messenger RNA from Saccharomyces cerevisiae S288C, 381 nucleotides. RefSeq lists its product as uncharacterized. The transcript has a single exon. The record is from RefSeq and is marked reviewed. The coding region runs from base 1 to 381 and encodes 126 amino acids. Lineage: Eukaryota; Fungi; Ascomycota; Saccharomycetes; Saccharomycetales; Saccharomycetaceae.